Molecule: messenger RNA, 2604 nt
Organism: Crotalus tigris (Tiger rattlesnake)
Lineage: Eukaryota; Metazoa; Chordata; Lepidosauria; Squamata; Viperidae
Product: vomeronasal type-2 receptor 26-like
Exons: 6
Coding region: 1-2604 (867 amino acids)
Biological process (GO): G protein-coupled receptor signaling pathway
Cellular component (GO): membrane
Molecular function (GO): G protein-coupled receptor activity
Source: RefSeq, a predicted model, not a curated record
AUGUUUCGACCAUUUGCUUUCAAAAAGGCUCCUACUAACCAAGUUUCUUGGAAAGCAACUACAAAGUACUGGAAAAUCUUGUCCUUCUUGUUUGCUGUCCAUGAGAUCAACCAGGAUCCCUGUAUCUUACCCAACCUCACCCUGGGCUACAACAUUCAUGACAAUCAUUUUGAUGCCAGAACAACAUCAGAAGCUUUGGUAGAUCUACUCUCUCCUGGGCUGGCAAAUGUUCCAAACUACAAGUGCAAAGGAAGACAGAAUAACCUCUUAGCUAUAAUUGAAGGGACAGAAACGGACAUUUCCAUCCAGAUUUCAUUAAUGUCAAGUAACUACAAAAUCCCCCAGGAGUCAAAUGGCCUGAAGACAGUAGUAACAGUCAUGAAUAAAAAUAGAGUAAUCUAUGCUAAAAACAGUAUAUCUGAAAUUCUGAGAAGACAUUCAUACUACCAAGAGUUUGGCCGCAAAACAGUAAUAAAUACUUUCCUGAAAGUGAAUCACUCACCAAGUUCUUCUCUUUACCAGGUCAAUUAUUCUUUUAUUUCCCAUCUUCUGGGUGAUAAAACACAGUUCCCCUUUUUCUACACUAUCGUCCCCAAAGAAGGAGUCCAAUAUCUGGGCAUACUUGAAUUGCUUCUGCAUUUCCAAUGGACAUCAGUUGGUCUCUUUGCUCCAGACACUGACAAUGGCAAGGAUUUCAUAGCAACGAUGGUGCUAGUGCUGUUCAAGAAAGGGAUUUGUGUUGUUUUCUCACAAACCUUAUCAGGAAUGAAUACUGAAAAUAUAAAGGUGGAUGCUGCCUCAAUAAAAAAGUGGAAACAGGUCAAUGUAUUUAUUUAUUUUUCAGAAGCUGGUUUCUUUUUAGAUGGAAUAAUGGUAAUAGAGAAAUUAACUGAAAUCUCAAUAUUGUAUGCAGAAUCAUAUGUUGUGGAAUCCCUAACAUCCACAGGGAAGGUCAUUAUCACAACAGCUUUGUGGGACCUCACAUUUGACCUGGCAUAUGGUGUCAUAUCCCAGACACACAUUCAGGGUUUCUUCUCUUUCCUCAUCCAGAAAAAGAUAAAGAUAAAAUAUGAUAUCCUUUCUCUUUUUACUUCUCUGUAUUACUUCGCAGAGAAAGCAUUUCAUUGCUUGUACUCCAAGGCUGCCUCUACUGUGAAAGGCUGGACAAGAUGCACCGAGAAAGAGGCAGUGGGGACCUUUUCCCAAAAAGAGAUUGAAAAAACUUUGUCUCUAGACACCUCUCAUGCUUACUAUACUGUCCAGGCCUUGGCAGGGGCCUUGGAUGCAGCUUAUUCUUCCCGAUCCAAGAGGAGGAAAGUGAAAGGUGGUGGAGAGAUACCAGUACUGCAAAUUAUCCAGCCAUGGCAGCUUCACCCUUUCUUGCAAGAUUCUCAGUUUUACAACACUUCCAUCGAUGGAAUAUAUUUGAAUGAGAAUGGUGAAUUAGCAGCUGAUUUGGAUAUUGUGAACUGGGUGAAGUUUUCAAAUAACUCUGUUGUCAGUAUGAAAUUUGGGAGCAUUGCAAGACAGGCUUCCUCGGAGCCUGAAUUCAAGAUUGACGAAGAAGCCAUAACCCUGCCUUCUUCCAGAUGUGUGGAAAGAUGCCGACCUGGGUUCCUCAAGGUGGUUCAGCGAGGGCGACCGGUUUGCUGCUAUGAUUGCAUUCCUUGUGCAAAGGGAACCAUCUCCACUCAGGAAGAUGCAGACCACUGCACCAGAUGCUUGGAAGAUCAGCAUCCAAAUGAAAGUCAAGACUGCUGUCUUCCAAAGGAUAUCACCUUCCUGUCAUAUGGAGAAUAUUUGGGGAUCAUUCUGGCUUCCUUUGCUCUAUUUUUGUCAUUCAUCACAGCCUUUGUCUUAGCAAUUUUCAUUAAAUGCCACGAAACUCCAAUAGUCAAAGCUAACAACCGAGAUCUCUCCUACAUUCUACUCACAUCACUGCUCCUUUCAUUUCUCACUAGCUUUCUCUUCAUUGGUCAACCAAGAAAAAUUACUUGCCUUGUCCGACAAGCAGCAUUCAUUAUCAUUUUCUCAAUAGCUGUUUCUUCCCUCUUAGCCAAAACCAUCACAGUGGUACUGGCCUUCUUGGCCACAAAACCAGGAAACAGAAUGAGGCGGUGGCUCGGGAAGACGUUGGCCAAUGCUCUUGUUCUUGGUUGCUCUGCUGUCCAAGUUCUGAUUUGUUCCAUCUGGCUGGCAAUCUUUCCUCCCUUCCCUGAUACAGACAAGCACUCCCACCCUGCAGAGAUUGUCCUGCAGUGCAAUGAAGGACCUGCUAUCAUGUUUUACUCUGCCCUUAGCUAUAUGGGCUUCCUGGCUGUUGUCUGCUUCACUGUGGCUUUCCUGGCCCGGAGGCUGCCUGGGGCCUUUAAUGAAGCCAAGCUCAUCACCUUCAGCAUGCUGGUCUUUUGUAGUGUUUGGGUCUCCUUUGUGCCCACCUACCUGAGCACCAAGGGCAAAUACAUGGUGGCUGUGCAGAUCUUCUCCAUCUUAGCCUCCAGUGCUGGCUUGUUGAGCUGCAUCUUUUUCCCCAAGAGCUAUAUUAUUUUGCUGAGGCCUGAGCUGAAUACAAAGGAGCAGCUAACCACAAAAACCAAAGUAUAG